Molecule: messenger RNA, 1287 nt
Organism: Telopea speciosissima
Lineage: Eukaryota; Viridiplantae; Streptophyta; Magnoliopsida; Proteales; Proteaceae
Exons: 1
Coding region: 1-1287 (428 amino acids)
Source: RefSeq, a predicted model, not a curated record
AUGCAGGAGGUUGACAAAUUCCUAGACUAUGCAUUUUCUAAUGCAGCAUGUGGGACUCAGAUCUUAUGCCCAUGUGUAAAGUGCCUAAAUCAACUUUGGGGAAAUCGGACUGAAGUGACCGAACAUCUGGUCUGUGAUGGAUUUUUAAGGAACUAUACAAUUUGGAAUAACCAUGGGGAAGCAUCAUCUUCACACACCCCUCUCCGUGAAACUCCAGUGGAACUUGACUCAUCAGAUACCUAUGAUGUUACACAUAACAUGCUAAAUGAGAUGUUCAGAAGAAAUACAGAUGAAAGGAUUGAUGAUGGUGGCACAGGUGUGCAUAUAGAGGGGGAAAGUAUAGCAAUGAAGAAAUAUGAACGGUUGAUGGAAGAUGCAAAUUUACCAUUGUAUCCAGGAAACGAAAGGUUUACAAAACUAUCUUUCAUUCUUCGGCUUUAUCAUAUUAAAUGUCUCUGCAAGUUGAGUGACAAAGCAUUCUCAUUGUUGCUUGACUUAUUGAAAGAAGCAUUUCCCGAGCCGAAUUCGUUACCGAAGUCUUUGUAUGAAACCAAGAAGAUUAUUAAAGACUUAGGCCUGAAUUACGAGAAGAUUGAUGCAUGCCGCAACGAUUGCAUGUUGUAUCGGAAUGAGACAGCAAAUGCCACGUCUUGUUACAAAUGUGGCAUAUCAAGAUAUAUAUCAGACGAUAAGAAGAUCCCAGUCAAGAUAUUACGUCAUUUCCCUUUGAUUCCAAGGUUUCAAAGGUUAUAUAUGUCGUCUAAACUAUCAUCUGAUAUGAGAUGGCAUCAUGAAGAGCGUGUAGAUGACCAGAAGUUACGACACCCAGCUGACUCUAAAGCAUGGAAGGACUUCGAUAGGCUUUAUCCGGAUUUUAGUGAGGACCCUCGUAAUAUUAGGCUUGGGCUUGCAAGUGAUGGAUUCAAUCCAUUUAAGAUGAAUAGCUCAAAGCAUAGUACAUGGCCUGUUGUGGUGAUCCCUUACAACUUGCCACCGUGGAUGUGUAUGAAGGCUCCUAACAUGAUUCUUACAUUGCUUAUUCCUGGACCAAAACAACCAGGGAAUGAUAUAGACAUAUAUUUGCAGCCAUUGAUUGAUGAGUUAAAAACAUUGUGGGAUACAGCGUUGAGACUUAUGAUGCAUAUAAGAAGGAAACAUUUAAGCUACGUGUAUGCUUGUUAUGGACCAUUAAUGAUUUUCCGGCAUAUGGGAAUCUCUCAGGUUGGAGUACGAAAGGUGCUUUGGCUUGUCCAUGUUGCAACAAGGAUACAAUUUCACGUUGGCUAA